AUCGCAGUUGCUGGGCUUGUAACCAUUCCGUGCAGCUUGCGUCCGGGCACGCCGUUCCCUUGUAAGGAAGAGACGCUGUCCCUGUUUUCCACGCUCUGUGGGCUUUUUGAAACUUUGUAUGCUUGGCCUCCCUUGAAACGACACCUCAAGAGCCAUUUUCUUUCUUCUUUUCCUUCUGCUCUCCAAGACACCAGGACAGACAGCCCUGCUGGCGCACCCUGAGCAGGGCACGCGGAGAAUGAGCGCUGUGGAAGGCGCCUCGGAGCCCGCGGAGUGUGCUGACCCAUCAAGAGGAAAGAGCUCGACAAAUCCUCUUGAACGGAAGAUAAGGUGCCUGGAAAAACAGAGAAAAGAGCUCCUGGAGGUGAACCGGCAGUGGGACCAGCAGUUCCGAAGCAUGAAGGAGCUGUACGCCGGGAAGCUUGCAGAGCUGCAGACGAAGCUGGAGGCCACAGAGCGACUCCUCAGCGGCCUGGAGAAGGAAAAGCAGACCCUGAGCGAAGAAUUACUCGCAUUGAAGAAAGAAAACAAGCUGCUGAAGGAGAACAAUGCUGCCAUGAGCAGGAGGCGGGAGCAUUAUGAAUGUGAAAUAAAACGCCUUAACAAGGCUCUUCAGGAGGCCCUGAAGGUCGAGUGCUCUCCGCUUCCCGAGGACCGUCUGGGGGGACCUGUGAUGGGGUGCGGGCACGAGGACAUGAGGACAGAGAUGGAGGUGCUCAAACAGCAGGUGCAGAUCUACGAGGAAGACUUCAGAAGGGAGAGGUCGGACCGAGAGAGACUCAACCGGGAGAAAGAGCAGCUGCAGCAAAUGAACCGGACGUCGCAAUCCCAGCUGAACCAGCUGAAGUCCGAGAUGCGCAUCCCGCCCUGUCGCUGCGAUCUGGGUCUCCACCUGCCGGACGCGGGCGCACCUGCCGGCCCCGGGGCUGUGCCGGACCUGCCGAGGCUCCCGAGUGACGGGGCCACACACUCUGUGGUUGACUUGCCAUAUGGUGUCCACAGAGACAUGGACAUUCACUGCAAGGCGCCCCAUUGA
Myotis davidii is the source of this 1036-nucleotide messenger RNA. RefSeq names its product TNFAIP3 interacting protein 3 (gene TNIP3). NCBI's taxonomy places the organism in Eukaryota, Metazoa, Chordata, Mammalia, Chiroptera, Vespertilionidae. The coding region runs from base 239 to 1036 and encodes 265 amino acids. Gene Ontology annotation, biological process: cellular response to lipopolysaccharide; regulation of transcription by RNA polymerase II. The record is from RefSeq and is a predicted model, not a curated record. The transcript has 9 exons.